Messenger RNA from Paecilomyces variotii, 555 nucleotides. RefSeq names its product YL1 nuclear protein C-terminal domain-containing protein. The transcript has a single exon. The record is from RefSeq and is a predicted model, not a curated record. The coding region runs from base 1 to 555 and encodes 184 amino acids. Gene Ontology annotation, biological process: chromatin remodeling. NCBI's taxonomy places the organism in Eukaryota, Fungi, Ascomycota, Eurotiomycetes, Eurotiales, Thermoascaceae. Gene Ontology annotation, cellular component: Ino80 complex.
AUGGCUCCUCCAGCUACCGCGUCCGAUGACUCUCACCAGCAGCUUCUCGAUCGUCUUGACAUCGCGCAUCUUCCGCGCCCCUUCCGCAACCCGAACUGGAAACCAUCGCAACGACGCAACAAGAAUGUCAAGCAACUUCUUGCAGAGACUUCAAGAAAGGAGGCUUCAGUGAUGGCCACACAGAAUAAUUCUGGCGCAGCGACUCCAGGUGCGGCUGGUACAGGAGCAACGACCGAUGGCACGCAACCCCCCAGCGGUGGCGCUAUCGCGCAGGCAGCAGAGAAUCUGUCGAAUCUUGUACGGGAGAAAAAUGCUCGCUCUAUGUACCCUAGUGGCCCGGCAGUCACCUAUACGAAUAUCGAGUCCGCUCCGUCCUUGCAUCCUUCCCAUCAGAAGCACUACUGCGAUAUCACCGGGCUCCCGGCGCCGUACACGGAUCCUAAGACCAGACUGCGCUAUCAUGAUAAGGAGAUUUUCGGGGUGGUCAGGACUCUCGGCCAGGGCGUGGCGGAGAGCUACCUUGAAGUAAGAGGAGCUCAUGUGGUCCUCAAAUAG